AUGCAGUUGGACUUAACGCUCGAACAGAUGCAACAAUCUGAAGCAUCGGUAUCUGCUGAUCAUAACAACGCCAUGACGGUAGAGACGAACGUAGAAUCGAAUACGGCUACGAGGGAAAUGUUAAGCGAUCUGCCUGUACCGUCACGAUCCUUUAAGCAGCAGACAGUCUCACACCCACCUGCCCAACUUUUACCGAACCUUUUCCCAGAGUAUAUGUGCAGUGCGGUUAAGAAAGCUGGUGAUCAAGCUCAAGUUGAGAUGGCGUUCCCUUAUACUCUUAGGAUGGUUUGCAUGAGCCUGGUAAUUCUUUCGAGUAAGAUCCAACAUGUUGCAAUGGAGCUGUUCGGUAUACAUGUGGAAUCAGAGGAUGGAUAUCGAGUUGUCAUUCAAGGAAACGGGAGAAGAUUAAUGCCUCAACUAGAGUUGGUUAUUUUAGGGGCUCCAGACGGCGCCAUUUCAAAGCUCCUUGGUUCAGAUAUGGGCAAUUUCAUCAAAGUGAGUCCCGCGCGCAAGAAAGAAUUAAAACAACUUUAUGUGGAAGGAGAUAUAAUAGAUACCACCUAG
Molecule: messenger RNA, 564 nt
Organism: Fonsecaea pedrosoi CBS 271.37
Lineage: Eukaryota; Fungi; Ascomycota; Eurotiomycetes; Chaetothyriales; Herpotrichiellaceae
Exons: 1
Coding region: 1-564 (187 amino acids)
Source: RefSeq, a predicted model, not a curated record